This is a messenger RNA of Photinus pyralis (common eastern firefly), 2048 nucleotides long. Its product is annotated as E3 ubiquitin-protein ligase synoviolin-like. Bases 127 to 1767 code for a protein of 546 amino acids. NCBI's taxonomy places the organism in Eukaryota, Metazoa, Arthropoda, Insecta, Coleoptera, Lampyridae. Gene Ontology annotation, cellular component: cytoplasm. The transcript has 5 exons. The record is from RefSeq and is a predicted model, not a curated record.
AUCUACAUUUGACGGUCUGACAGUACAGAGUAACAAACGGCAAAUUGACACAUCACUCAAAUGUAAGAAAUAAAUAUUUAAAUUAACAGUGUCUUUAUUCACCCUAAUUCCAUAAUUUUGGAAAAAAUGAGGUCCGUGGCAAUAUCUGUACUGAGUGUGGUCUUAACGACCGUAGUCCUGGCCAAUGCCUACUACCAGAAGAAACAAUUUUAUCCUUCUGUUGUAUACAUAACCAAAUCAAAUCCUAGUAUGGCUGUCAUUUAUAUUCAAGCCUUCAUACUGGUUUUUCUCACCGGUAAACUGAUGCGCAAGGUCUUCUUUGGACAAUUGCGAACGGCGGAAUUCGAGCACCUCAUGGAGAGAGCGUGGUAUGCCAUUACAGAGACUUGUCUCGCCUUCACCGUGUUUCGUGACGAUUUCACACCAAAGUUUGUAGCACUUUUUACUAUACUACUCUUCUUGAAAUCGUUCCACUGGCUGGCCGAAGAUCGAAUUGAUUAUAUGGAAAGGAGUCCAGUCAUAAGCUGGGUGUUUCACAUUAGAGUGUUAUCCUUACUACUCGUAUUAGGUACUUCGGACUUUUAUUUUCUACAACAUGCAUAUCUAUCUACGAUGGCGAUGGGACCAUCUGUACAGUUAGUGUUCGGUUUCGAGUAUGCCAUACUUUUAACUAUGGUUGCCAAUAUAGCUCUAAAAUAUGUUUUACACACGAUAGAUUUAAAUAGCGAAGCUCCUUGGGCGAAUAAGGCUGUGUUUUUACUAUAUACGGAACUGGUAAUGGGCCUCAUUAAAGUAGUCCUAUACAUCGCUUUUCUCAUAAUUAUGAUAAAGUUGUAUACAUUACCGUUGUUUGCAUUUAGACCGAUGUAUUACACAUUACGGAACUUUAAGAAGGCAUUUAAUAAUGUAAUAUUGUCACGACGCGCCAUUCAUAAUAUGAACACCCUGUAUGCGGAUGCCACACCGGAAGAACUGCAAGCCGCCGACAAUGUAUGUAUCAUUUGUCGCGAGGAAAUGACCACGUCUUCGAAAAAGUUACCGUGCAAUCAUAUUUUCCAUACUGCGUGCUUAAGAUCUUGGUUUCAACGACAACAGACGUGCCCAACAUGUCGGCUGAAUAUUUUACGAAAUCCUGCAACUGCAAGGGCCGAACCGCGUCCGCAAGCACAACCGAUGCCGAACCCGUUUGCUGGUCCUCCUUUCGUUUUUCAACCGUUAAUUAAUCCAAUGCAGGAUUUAAACCAAGGUGCCGCCGCUCAACCGCCACCCACCGCACCGCCAACCUCCACCUCGCAAAGCACGACCCAGCAAGGUCCAGUACCACCGUUUGCUUUGCCUCCUUUUAUGCCGUUUCCAUUUUUGCCAUUUAUGUCUCCACCACCGAUGCCCUCUUCAAAUCUUGCAUCACUAUCCGCUGAAGAACUUAGAAGAAUGGAGGGGAAUGAACGUGAACAUGUGGAGGCGAGAAUUCGUUGUCUACAAAACAUUCAGGUGAUGCUCGACGCAGCCGUACUUAUGAUGAAUCAGUACAGUGCGGCAGUCGCCACUUCCGGAACGAUACCGAGUCACCCGCCAACGGACAAUGUUCCACCUGCAGCCAAUGAUUCUAGUAAUACAAGUAAAGAAUCGGAAGGCGGCACGUCUAGCUCGAGUAAUUCAAAUGCAUCAAUUCCCGCUACAUCAUCUGCAAAUCCGCUCAGUGCCGAGGAAGAAAUAAGAAGACGACGUUUGCAACGAUUCGAGCAGACCGUAGAGCAACAACAAUAGACUAAAUUUAUUGUGGUAAAUGCUUUUGGAUGAAAGACUUAAGUCAAACUAUUUUCGUUAUUUGUAUAUAUUGGUAUUUUGUGAAAACCGUGAUUAUUGUAAGGUAUUUCGUUGCGACUGUAUUAAGUUCAAGUUUUGCAAUGUUCUAUUGGAAGAUGUAUUUGAAACCAAAAGUUACACUACGAAUUUGUUAUUCAUUUUGUUUAUUUUUAAGAAUUUAUGUCACAUGGCAGUGUAUAUAAUUUAUUUUGAACUUAAUAAAUUUUGCACUUGCAUUGUUA